Molecule: messenger RNA, 1608 nt
Organism: Plenodomus lingam JN3
Lineage: Eukaryota; Fungi; Ascomycota; Dothideomycetes; Pleosporales; Leptosphaeriaceae
Cellular component (GO): cytoplasm
Molecular function (GO): metal ion binding; GTPase activator activity
Source: RefSeq, a predicted model, not a curated record
AUGUCACGGCGGCCCAACCCUGCCGCUGAUCGCGCGGAACAGAAUCGCGCAACACUGAAGAACUUGGUCAAGCUCGAGGGCAACAAGACAUGCGCUGACUGCAAGAGGAACAAGCACCCUCGCUGGGCCAGCUGGAACCUCGGUGUCUUCAUAUGCAUCCGCUGCUCAGGCAUUCACCGUGGCAUGGGCACGCACAUUAGCAAAGUCAAAUCCGUCGAUCUGGACACGUGGACCGACGAGCAACUCCAAAGUGUGCUGAAAUGGGGCAAUGCGAGGGCGAACAAGUACUGGGAGUCGAAGCUGGCACCUGGCCAUGUUCCCUCCGAGGCCAAGAUUGAAAACUUCAUUCGCACAAAAUAUGAGUCGAAGCGGUGGACCAUGGAAGGACCUGUGCCAGACCCGUCGACUCUCGAGGCUGAUGAUGACGACAUGCCCUUGAGCAAAGUCCAGGAAAAAGUCCAAGUCGAACGCUCAGCCUCGCAACGUCUGAGUGGGAGCUCGAGUCGCCCUACUCCGCCCGAACCCAAGCCUCAGCCAGCAAUCGAUCUCUUUGGCGAUGAACCUGCCCCUGCACGACCCAGCACGGGACCGCCAGCAGGAACCACAGCUCCACCGAGACAAGAGGCAGCUCCACCGAAACAGCACAAGGCCGGUGAUUCACUACUAGGACUGGACUUCUUAGGGGGAGGACCUUCUGCACAGCCUGCUCGACCCUCUAGCACAGGUCCCGCUGCCAACGCCGCCCCUUCAAGACCUGAUCUCAAGCAGUCCAUUCUAUCCCUAUACGCAUCCAAACCCGCAGCAGCGCCCCAACCACAACAGCAUGCACGACAAGACUCCUUUGGUGGACUCGCUUCUCCCCAAGCUCAAGCAUCCCCACAACAGUCUUCCCUCGGUGGCAUCAACGACGCCUUUAGCAGUCUCUCCUUCUCGGCCGCACCAGCACCCAAACCCUCCCCCUUCUCCGGCCUUGACAACUUUAGCGCAAAGUCACCGCCCACGACCUCCUCAUCCAACAUGUUCGGUGGCGGAGGCAACUUUUUCGCCUCGAAGCCGCAAUCGCCUCCCGCGCAGCAAUCCCAACUCCGCACCAUGAGUCCUGCAGGCGGCCUUAGCGGCUUCGAUGCCUUCGCAUCCUCUGCUGCGCCAUCGAAGUCAGCAGCUCCAGCCACAAGCGGCAUGAACGACCUCCUCGACCUCUCCAUGCCCUCGGCUCCCGCGCCGGCUCCACGCAUGACAAGCCCACCCAUGGCCUCACCCUCCAUGAACUCGGCCUUCAACCUCACAUCGCCCGCCGCACCCACCGCGCCCAAACCAGCACCCGCCGUCAACUACAGCGGCGGCUUCUCCAACAUGGACGCCUGGGGCAGCAACGACGUCUGGGCCUCUAGUGCCCCGAGUCAGCCCGCUGCCACGAGCACAGCGCCCCCGCCAAGUGUGGGCUGGGGCGCUCCCGCCCCGGCUCAGGUCACGCAGGACGACGACUUUGGCGGCUGGAGUAGCGCUGCGCCGCCGACGACGCAGACGGGAGGUGCGGCGAAGCCGGCGGGUGGGUUUGGAGGGGCGGCGGGAGGAAGCGAGGAUUUGUUUUCGAAUGUUUGGGAGUAG